UUUAUUAUUAUAUUAUGUUUAUAAAUAAUGUAAUAUUAUAUAUUAAAUAUAUAAUUUAUUUUGUUGCAGGCGGAGUCGCGGCUGGCGGCGAAGAGGCAGGCUCGGGCCGAAGCGAGGGAGAUCCGGAUGAGAGAGAUCGAGCGGCAGCAGAAGGAGCAAGAUGAAGCGAGGCAGUCCAACACUCCCCUCUACGAGAUAGAUGGGUUAAGAGGCGGGAGACUCAACAGCAGUAGUGGUCGCCUGUCAGCGUCAAAUAGUUACCAUUCUUCAAGGAGAAGUUCCGAGGACUCCCUUGAAGAAACAUCCUCCAUCGGCCACAUAAGGCAUAUUUUAGUGUCAGAAAUGAGCUCGAGCAGCUCUGACAGUUCGGAUGAAGAUACGAAAAGUGGUAGUGACGAUGAAGAUCCGUCCUCGACAGAAGAGGAGGAUUCUUCAAGUGUUGAUUCAAAUAGUCCUAAAAUAAUCGUUAACAAUAGUGUCGAUAAUACUUCGGCUGUCACUAACGGUUUUGUUAAUGGUGUUGAUGAUGAUGACGAUGGUGACAGUCAAGACAAAGAUGAAGAAUUUCCUGACGGCGAUAACCCUCCUCCAAUGAACGGUUUAAUUAACGAACUGAUUGAUGGUUGUUCUCAGAGCGAACUGCGCGAGGCAGAGGAUAAGUUUCGGAAGGCCAUGAUCGGCAAUGCCCAGCUGGACAACGAGAAAACUGCCGCAGCCUACCAGGUUGAACUGUACAAGGAUAGGCUUGAGGAGCUGGGAGAGGAAUAUGCCCAACUUCAGGAGCAAGGUCUUGUAAUCGUCGGAGGUGAUGGUUCAUCUUCGGAUGUCUCUUCGGAAGAUGAGGCUGACGAUAAGCCUAACAAGAGGCGAGGAGGAAAACGAGCUCUUGUCUCCGCCGAAGGUGCUGACCUCCUAGCUACUGUUUCCGGAUCUCUAGAUGUGCGAUUGAAGAAACUCGCUGCCGAAAGGAACGAACUAUCUGAUGAGCUCCGCCAUGUCAAGCUGGAGCUGGAAGAGGAGAGGAAUCGGGGGAGAGGCAUUGGAGCGAACCCCGCUGAUCUUGAAGAUAUACAGAGUCUGAGAAGCGAACAAGCAGUGGCUAGGUUAGAAGGGCAGGUCACCAGGUACAAGACAGCUGCUGAAGCCGCGGAGAAAGUUGAAGACGAACUGAAGCUGGAAAGGAGAAAACUACAACGAGAAGUAUUUGAGAGAAUGCCAGGCAAGAGUCGAGGAACUGGAGACAGCAAACACUCACCUUCAGAGAAGGCUAGACAAACUGAAGACUGCCAAGUCAGCGUUACUAAAAGACUUGUAGCGAAGAGGUUUAGCUCUCUGAAUAUAGUCGGUUUCUCAGUGUUGUCAGAUGCAUGCUGGACAGGUAGCAGUCGUGGAGGCUACCUAGGUGAGAGCAACCAUCUUGCUCGUCGGUGAACAGUGGCAAUGAGAUUACAAUAAUGUAUAUUAUACAUAUCGUAACGACCAUAAAAUGAGAAGCAAUCUUGUUACGCCUUUUAUAAUAAUUCUUAAAAUUUGUCUUCUAACUUCUUUCAUGAUAUCGAAAGGAUACAACUGGAUUUUUAAAUAAUGUUCUUUUAUUGAAGAAUUUUUAAAUUUCAAAAUGAGAAAACAUUAUGAUGAUUGUACCACAUUAAGGAACAUUUGAUAGAUUUUUUUUUAUAUUCAAUAAUUUUACUCAUUUUUUAUUUUUAUUAAAAAGGAUAUUAUUUUAGAAUUUUAAAAGUUUCUUGCUUAUUUUUUUUAAUCCAUGCUUUAUUUACAAAGUUAUUAAAAUGAUUGUGUACAUUUUAUUGUUACAAAACAUGUUAAAAUGUUAUUUAUUUUUAAAAAUAAAAUUAAUUUAUAUGUUUUUUUUUUGUUUUCUUGCUUUUCUAAUAGUUUUUAAAUGUUAUCUAUUAUGAUUAUCUGUCAUCUAUAAAUUUAUGAUCCACAAUAAUCUUCAUUCUAUUUGAAUUACGAUAUGUAUAGUAUAAUUAUGAUAUACAUAUAUACAUAAAUAUAUAUAUAGCAACUAUAUAUUAAAGCAUUGUACAGAAUAUAUAUAUAAAUAAUUAUUUAAUUAUCAAUUCUAUAUUAAUAUAUUUAACAAAACCUAAAUAAACUUAACAAAUUGUUAUGGAUACCUCUUUAAUAGGCUAUAAAGGAGUAAUAAAUUCGAGCGAAAGUCAUCUAUAUUAUCUUAUGUUACCAGGAAGUUUGAAAAAUUGUCAAAUUAAAGAAAUAUAUAUAUAAUAAAAUAAACUUUAAAAAAAAAUGCUUUGUAUGUAAUAUUUCAGUCCGUCUUUGUGUCAACCACUGUAAAUUGAAUGUAUAGCUAUACAAAAUGUUUUAUUUAUAAUCGUAAACGACUAUGGUUAUGUAAUAAGUUAAAAAAAAAAAAAAACGAAUUAAAGCUUUAUUACUUAUUUAUUACUUCUUGUACAUUAAUUUAAAAUAAAAAUGACCAUUUUAUUAAUACAUUAAAUAAACGUUUGGGUAGGUUGGGUUCGAUAUGUGGAAUUGCCUUUGCACUUAAUAUAUAACACGAUAAUAAAUAAAUGUACAUUAUACAUUAUUUCUAUUGUUUUUUCUGCUAAGCAACCAGUUCUAGUCUGAAUUGUGGAGAAUUUUUUUUUUUUAUACCUUCUGUUAAACGCGAAAUAGUUUCAAUAUAUAUUUAAUGGGACCAAAUUAAUUAAUUUAAGUUUUUCUCACCCCAUGAUCCUUCAUAUUUUGGGCAAGUUUCUAAACUCAGCGCUGGACUCAUCAAUGAAUGAAAUUAGUGUUGAAUUUAAGAACUUGCCCUUUCCUGUAAUGCUAUUUGUUAUCCUUUAUAACCUUUCAUUUUCCUUCUUUUAUUGUUAAUCUUCUGUUAUAUUAUUUUAAUUUACAAUAAAAUAUUUCAAUUUCUUCAAAUGCAUUUUCUUUUCUUUUUUAUUAUCUGUUCAUCUGAUGUCAACGCGGCUAUGUUCAUGUUUUUAUAUCUUCAUUUUCUUAUUAUAUGUUAAAAUUUGUAUCUGUUAUAUAUGAUAAUUUGUUAAGUGGGCUUUACGAGUUUGAUUAUUCUCCGGUUAGAAAACAAGAGACUUUUAGAAGUUUAUUAACCUUUUAUUAAAAACAAGUGUAUUUACAGAGCUGGUGGGCACAAGUUUACAUGAAUAAUCUGUAGAUGAAAGUGUAUUUAUGAAAAGUUGUUAAAAAAUUUAAAUAACCACAAAUUGUUACCAUUACACAUGUACACAAAAAUUAAUAUUAUGAUUCAACAUUUCUUUGCUUCUUAAGGAAAUCAUUCCAUUUGAUUAAAAUGUAUAUUUUUCAUUUUAGUUUUGUUGUAAAAUUUCAAAAAUUGUACCCAACAGGGUUUAGCGUAACUUAUUUCAAUUUUACGUGUAUAUGAGGUGUUUGAUUUCAAAACCGCUUGUAUCCAUUUUCGAAAAUUCUUCAGAACUGAUCAAAAAAGAUUUGAUAGAACCACUUUUUAUAGGAAAUCAAAUCUUUUGGUAUUAAUUUUUGGGAGAUCUAGACGGUUUUGAAACAAACAUCUAAUUUUAUAAAAAUAAACAUUAAAAACUUAUGAAAAAUAAAAAAAUUAUUUUUUUAAAAUAAAUUAAUGCAACUGGUUUUGAAACAAACGCUAUGAUAGCACAUUGUAAUUGUAAAUCUCUCAUUAUAAAUCAUAUUGUUAUUUAAAUUAUUAUUAUUUAAAUAUAGAUAAAUAAAGCCAAAAUUCACAAUACCAUAUUAGAAAGUUAAUCUAUAUCAAAGAUGCAUUUAGUGACUUUUUGGAAUAAUUCGACUAUAUAUUUUAUAUUUGCUUUGUUACAAUUCAAUCGGGAGUGAAGAAAGUAAAAUAACCUUUGUAUCGUUGUUAAAAUUUAUAUGAUAUUUUCCUCUGCUUUCUAUAUAUUAAUGGUUAAUUGGUAUUUGUAGUAGUUAUUAAAAUUAUUACUACUUUAAUAAAAAUAACGCUAUUGGACUUCUGUUGCUCAUCAUAAACAAUCUAUUGUAGUCGAGUUCUUACCAAAUAUCUUAAAUCAUCCAUUACUUAUUUUUAAUUUCUAAUUUCAGAAAUAUUGUUAUCAAUAAGCCGAGAAAAUACAGAGGAUCUUUAUAAUCAUUGUUGGAGGCAUAAAAAUUGUGUUCAAAAAUCGGCUUUUAAUAUAAAAUAAAAAUUAUGUUGAUAAUUUUUAUGAUUCCAUGUACAGUGUGAACUUGUGCCCAGCCACCAUAUUAUCGACUGUGUUCUCUGUAAAUACAAAAAAAAAAAUUUUUGGCCCAUCUGUGAUAAUCAAAUCUCUUAACUUAGUGUCCUGUUCUUUUAAACAUAUGUUUUAUUUCAGUUCUCAACUUUUUAAAAAUUUAAAAAUGAUUCUAUAUUACAGGAUUGAAUUCUAUAAUUAUGUAUACUGUAUCAUAUUUCUAAUCUGUGUGACCUAAACUUGAUAUACACGAUAAUUUCCUUAAUUCGAAGGAAGGCGAGCUGCUAUUAAAUUGUUGAUAAUAUAAGAUUAAUUAAAAGACCUCUGUUGCCAAGAAGAUUGUUUUAAUCUGUCUUGACAGCUUCAACUAAUUUUAUUGAACUAUUGUCCAAAAUUGUUUUUUCUUUAAAAUUGUGCACUUCAAUUUCAGCCGAAAGCUGAUUUUAGAAGAUAAAAGGAUUUCGGAUAGAAAUGUAUAUAACAUGUAUAAUAGAAGAUAAUUUGUAACAAUUUUAAAUAGUGUUAUGCCAAAUAAAUAUUACUCAUAAAGUUAAUCUGUCCAAUUUUUUUCUUUUUUUUUUUUUUUUUGUUAAGAAACCCUUUAUCCUACAUUUCUUUAGUUCUUAGUUAUGUUUUUGAAUUUGUUGAUUUUAGAUAAAUUUAUAAUUUAAAAAUAAUUCUACUGUGCUACAUACUAUGGUUUAAUCUAUUCAACACAGCACCCAUAUUGCAGAACUUUCAAAGCAUACUUAUCAUAAAUAACACUUUAAACUCUGACUCUUAUGUUAAAUUAUCUAGCAUAAACUUCUUCCUAUUAUGUUAAAUGGAAGUUUAAAUAAUAACAAAAGGCUUAGCGAACCUAAAGGUUCAGUGCCAACACCAGAUCACCCUUUAACGCAAUCUUCCCAUAAGUCCCCAAAGACACUUGCUGUCAGUUGGAUAGGAUCUUUUUCAGUUGUUCAGCGGUUGCCUUUGUAAUGUAUUUAGUUACUAAUUAAAUCUUAUUAUUCCAUUUUAUAAUUCGUAUCAUAAUUACUGUCUUUUUAAAUAAAUUUGUACAGCAGACUCUCACAUAUCUGGACUAAUCUGGGUGAAUCUGAUCCAUAUGUAUGGAAAAUCUGGAUACAGGACAGUGACUAGUAAAUA
Nezara viridula (southern green stink bug) is the source of this 5342-nucleotide messenger RNA. The record is from the annotation of a GenBank genome assembly. Lineage: Eukaryota; Metazoa; Arthropoda; Insecta; Hemiptera; Pentatomidae.